Molecule: messenger RNA, 4495 nt
Organism: Nycticebus coucang (slow loris)
Lineage: Eukaryota; Metazoa; Chordata; Mammalia; Primates; Lorisidae
Gene: NCBP1
Product: nuclear cap binding protein subunit 1
Exons: 19
Coding region: 2269-4077 (602 amino acids)
Biological process (GO): nuclear-transcribed mRNA catabolic process, nonsense-mediated decay; mRNA export from nucleus; regulation of mRNA processing
Cellular component (GO): nuclear cap binding complex; nucleus
Molecular function (GO): mRNA binding; RNA cap binding; protein binding
Source: RefSeq, a predicted model, not a curated record
AUGUAUUAUCUACUCUUUAAUGCUUUGGGAAAUGUUCAAAAGAUGUAUUCUUUAUGUCAUUGGCUUUCCUUUUAUCAGGGCAUCUAUACAAGUGGAAUUACCUUUAGCCCUUUGGUGAACUCUUGUUCUUAGGAAUAAAUAGGACUAACUCAUUUGAGUUGACUUUGUAAAUCAGAAAGUAGAUACUUUCUCAUUUUUUUAAAGCAUAUACAUUAAAAUGUAUAAAAUAGAGUUUAACUUACAUCUUUUUGAAUUUUAUUGUUUUUUUUUUUUUUUUUUACUCACCAUUAUACUAAUGAGAAUUUAACUAACAUUUUUAAACUGGUAAUACGAAACAAAUUUGAAAACUGGUCGCUCAAGUAAUAAUAGCUCUUCUUGGAAGACUAAAGAUACUUUCAAAGCUAUUUAAUAGGCAUACUCUUUCUCUGAGUCAAGUGAGCUAGAACAGGGGGCAGCAUUUAAUUUGUGAGGAAAUUAAAGCAGGAAAGUCUCUCAUGAAAUUGUGAAACAACAUCUCCUAGUGGUGUAAGUAGCAAUCUAGACUUUGUUGUUUCUCACAUAGAUGUGGAUCACUCUGAAUUGUUUGCCUUGCAAAGAACCAGCUACAACGUUAUAAACGGGUCUUUGUGGUUUACAUGAAAUUAGAUCUAUGAAGUAUUUUUAAAUUAUGAAGAUGACUUGUUUUAAGUUAUUUUAGUUACUUCAAAAUAAUUUUUUAAUGCUUGCAGAUCAUUUUUUAAAUUUAACAAUGUACACACAAAGCGAAACUAUUAGUAGAUUUAAUAUGAACCUCUCAUGGUUAAAGUGCAGUUCAUUUGCUGUAUAAUUUUUUAAAGAAAUCUAGUUAAUAUUCAGGAAGUCAGAUCCUUAAACUGAGAAAUUACUAAGAAAAAUAAUUUUGCUACAAUUAUCAUUCAUAAGAGACCUUCUGUUUUGAAACCAUUUGUUACAGUGGAGUAGCAUGUGUACUUAAACUCUGUUAGAAGUAUGUUUGUUUGUUUAAGGUUACAACUGAUACUACUUAGCAGUGUUCUUUUUAAUUUUUGAGGGCUUCAGGGAACAUGGUUACUGUCAACACAAGUAUUUUCAUAAGACCUAGAGCAGUGGUUCUGAACCUCCCUAAUGCCGUGACCCUUUAAUACGGUUCCUCAUGUUGUGGUGACCCCCAAGCAUUAUGUUCGUUAUGCUUUAUAACUAACUGUAGCAAAACUAAUUUUGCUACUGUUAUGAAUCAUAAUGUAAAUAUCUGACAUGCAGGGUGUAUUUUCACUGGUCACAAUCCACAGGUUGAGAACCACUGACUUAGAGUAUCCUUUAUGUUCUGCUUGGUCCCUUAGGAAAACAUGAAAAGUAGAAGGGAAUCCCUCCCCCACUUACCAUGAAUUCUUACUUGCUUUUCUUUUUGAGCUAAUUUCUAAAGACUUCCCUUAAUUAGGAAACAUUUUCUUUUUCUAAAAGUUUAUCAUUGUAAUCUUCUAUACUUUUCAAGUAACUUUAAUGAAAUCAACACCCUUCGAAUAAGCGACUGCAAGGUAAUCAAAGUUUAUGUCAGAGGACAGUGGUAAAAAUUAAAUUAUUUAACUGGUGGAAACUUAGUUGAAACUGGCUUUAAUUCUGCAUCUUUUCUAAGCAACUAGAAUAAUGUUUCUCAAAGUGUAAGUCUGGUUCCAUGACAUUUGGUUAGCUAAGUUUAGAAACUCUGACUCUGUCUUCUCCCACCUCCUCUCCCCCCUUAACAAUUCUGCAUUAAAGAAGCUUGUUUCACCCAUCAUUUCUGAGAUGUUUUACCAUGGAAACCAUUUUCAAUAGAACUGCCAUUAAGUUCCCCUAAACACAAUUGAAGAAAAACUAGUCUAGCAUUAGUUAUGUUUAUUUCAGUGUGAUAACUUCACAAUUAAACUUUCUUAACUCCUAGAUUCACUGACUAUAAUUAAAAUGAAAAAUUACAGGGCCACCAUCCACAGCUCUUUUCAAUGACACUUAGUGUAUUUUCUAAAGAAGUUUUAAAGGCAUAGUUAGAAGCAAUCCUGUUCCAAAGUUAAUGAAAUUAUAAAAAUUCUACAUAAAAUUUAGCAACUUAACAUUCUACCAUUGUUUUGGGAUUUUCUUAUAUUGGGUUCUCAAUCAGUGCACGUCUGUUACCUGAGAAGUUGACAAUUUAUACAACAUUAGUGGGACUACUCAAUGCCAGAAAUUACAACUUUGGUGGAGAAUUUGUAGAAGCUAUGAUUCGUCAACUUAAAGAAUCACUGAAAGCAAACAGUUAUAAUGAAGCUGUGUAUUUGGUGCGACGAGACUGGUAUGUUUAUGCAUUUCUGUCAUCUUUGCCCUGGGUUGGAAAGGAGUUGUACGAAAAGAAAGAUGCAGAGAUGGACCGCAUCUUUGCCAACACUGAAAGCUAUCUUAAAAGACGCCAAAAGACACAUGUGCCCAUGUUACAAGUAUGGACUGCUGAUAAACCACAUCCACAAGAAGAGCAUCCUGUGUGAAGCCCUACAGCACAAUCUGCCUCCUUUUACACCACCUCCUCACACUGAAGAUUCAGUGUACCCGAUGCCAAGGGUCAUCUUCAGAAUGUUUGAUUACACAGAUGAUCCUGAGGGUCCUGUUAUGCCAGGAAGUCAUUCAGUGGAAAGAUUUGUAAUAGAAGAGAAUCUUCACUGCAUCAUUAAGUCUCAUUGGAAGGAAAGGAAGACCUGCGCUGCACAGCUAGUGAGCUAUCCAGGGAAGAACAAGAUCCCCUUGAACUACCACAUAGUUGAGGUGAUUUUUGCAGAGCUUUUUCAGCUUCCAGCACCCCCUCACAUUGAUGUGAUGUAUACUACACUUCUCAUUGAAUUGUGCAAACUUCAGCCAGGCUCUCUACCCCAAGUUCUUGCACAGGCAACUGAAAUGUUAUACAUGCGUUUGGACACAAUGAAUACUACAUGUGUAGACAGGUUUAUUAAUUGGUUUUCUCAUCAUCUAAGUAACUUCCAGUUCCGUUGGAGCUGGGAAGAUUGGUCAGAUUGUCUUACUCAAGAUCCUGAAAGUCCCAAACCAAAGUUUGUAAGAGAAGUUCUAGAAAAAUGUAUGAGGUUGUCUUACCAUCAGCGUAUAUUAGAUAUUGUUCCUCCUACCUUCUCAGCUCUAUGUCCUGCAAACCCAACCUGCAUUUACAAGUAUGGAGAUGAAAGUAGCAAUUCUCUUCCUGGACAUUCUGUAGCCCUUUGUUUAGCUGUUGCCUUUAAAAGUAAGGCAACCAAUGAUGAAAUCUUCAGCAUUUUGAAAGAUGUACCAAAUCCUAACCAGGAUGAUGAUGAUGAUGAAGGAUUCAGUUUUAACCCUUUGAAAAUAGAGGUCUUUGUACAGACUCUGCUACAUUUGGCAGCCAAGUCAUUCAGCCAUUCCUUCAGUGCUCUUGCAAAGUUUCAUGAAGUCUUCAAGACCCUCGCUGAAAGUGAUGAAGGAAAGUUACAUGUGCUAAGAGUUAUGUUUGAAGUCUGGAGGAACCAUCCACAGAUGAUUGCUGUCCUAGUGGAUAAGAUGAUUCGUACACAGAUUGUUGACUGUGCUGCAGUAGCAAAUUGGAUCUUCUCUUCAGAACUAUCUCGUGACUUUACUAGAUUGUUUGUUUGGGAAAUCUUGCACUCUACAAUUCGUAAGAUGAAUAAACAUGUUUUGAAAAUCCAGAAAGAACUAGAAGAAGCGAAAGAGAAACUUGCAAGGCAGCACAAACGGCGAAGUGAUGAUGAUGACAGAAGCAGUGACAGGAAAGAUGGAGCUCUUGAGGAGCAAAUAGAAAGACUGCAGGAAAAAGUGGAAUCUGCUCAGAGUGAACAAAAGAACCUCUUCCUGGUCAUAUUUCAGCGUUUUAUCAUGAUCUUGACUGAGCACUUAGUACGAUGUGAAACUGAUGGGACCACUGUGUUAACACCAUGGUAUAAGAACUGUAUAGAGAGGCUCCAGCAGAUCUUUCUACAGCAUCACCAGAUAAUCCAGCAGUACAUGGUGACCCUGGAGAACCUUCUUUUCACUGCUGAAUUAGACCCUCAUAUCCUGGCUGUGUUCCAGCAGUUCUGUGCCCUGCAGGCCUAAGGGUUAUUUUUUCCCCCUCUUGUCAAGAUUUUUAAAAAAUAUCUUAAAAUAAUUUGUCUUAUUUUUGAUGGUUUGAAUGCUUGCUUUCUCGUAGUAUCCUUUCACUUCUUAAAGGAAACAAAAGGACAGUGAAGAAUAUGACUUUACUUGUAAUUGUUUCUAAAAAGGAAAUAUCUCCUAAUGACAGUAAUGUGAAAACAGCCAUGAUGUAUUAUAUAUAUGAUACAACUUUUCUGUGAUCAAUUUGGUAUUUUUUCUCUUUAAGGCACAAAAUAACUGAUUUAAGGUAUGUGAUACAUUAGAGAUCAAGCUUACAUAGUAUAUAGAAUUGAUGGGUUUGUUACUAAGUAGCAUAGCUUUUGACAGCUUGUGGAUAACUUAACGUGGCUGAAAUAAAACUAAAAGUAUGUUUUUUAAA